Molecule: messenger RNA, 1782 nt
Organism: Kluyveromyces lactis
Lineage: Eukaryota; Fungi; Ascomycota; Saccharomycetes; Saccharomycetales; Saccharomycetaceae
Exons: 1
Coding region: 1-1782 (593 amino acids)
Biological process (GO): transmembrane transport
Molecular function (GO): transmembrane transporter activity
Source: RefSeq, a predicted model, not a curated record
AUGUCUAAAGAGAAGGAAUUUGAUUCUCAUGGUGGCAUUGACUUCGAAGCCGUGCCUGGUAAUGUCCAUUUAGUUGAUGGACAUGAUAAAAGUGACAAAAAUGCGAAGAUUGUCUUGGUGCCAACCCCAUCUGACGAUCCAGACGACCCAUUAAACUGGGAAAUGAAAAGGAAGCUCCUUGCGUUGUCAUGCUCAUUGGUGUACACAUUAGGUGUCGGUGUUCCUACUGCUGCUAUCUAUUCGGUAUUGAACGAUGUUUCCAUUCAAACCGGUAUCUCAUUAAGUCAAUUGAACAACGCUACUGGUUAUCUUUUCUUGUUUCUCGGUAUCGGUUGUUUUGUUUUCCAACCUUUGGCGUUGCAAUACGGUAAGAGGCCUGUUUAUGUGUUCACUAUGCUUGCUACUGCUUUGAUUUGCGUUUGGCCUCCAUAUACCAAAAGCAAAGGUGAAUGGAUCGGCUCUAAAGUUGUACAAGGGUUCUUUGGUGCUGCCAUUGAGUCGUUGCCAGAAAUUACUGUCAGUGACUUAUUCUUUGAACAUCAAAGAUCUUCGGGUCUAGCAACAUACGGUGUAACACUACUCUUUGCUAGUUAUAUCGCACCAUGUAUCGCUGGUUUCAUUUCUGAUGGACAAUCGUGGGAAUGGGUCAUGUGGUGGUGUGCCAUUUUUGCUGCUGUUUGUACCGUGUUUCUAUUCUUCUUCAUGGAAGAGACUAAUUACGAUCGUAAACUAAAGAUCGAUUCCAGAACUGGCCAACCGAUCACAAUGGACCGCCACGAUGGCACUGUCGUUUCAAAUGUAUUUUCAGCUACAGCCAACAUCGACACUUUGUUGAAUAAAGAAAAUAAUCAUAUCAACGUGGAUGAAACCAGCUCAGAUAGCGUCGGUGGUGUCACUGGUGAUGUACCCGACGUUUUGCACUCAGUGUUAAGUGCUGAAAACUCAAAUAUCAUGAACCAAUUGAGCCGAGUUGAAGUUGUGGACGGAGCGACCGUGCAACAGAGAAAAUCGACUAAAACGUUCUGGAGUAAACUCUCCAUGACAAGUGGUGCAAAGGAAAAAUUCCUACUACAUCAUUACUUCAUGGCACCAUUUUAUUUAUUCGGUUUACCUGGUAUCUUAUGGGCAGGUUUCUUCUACGGUCAAUCCCUAAUUUGGUUCAAUGUUUUAAACGCAACUGAGGUCCUUAUCUUAGCUGCUCCUCCAUACAACUUUUCCAGUACGGCUUGUGGUCUUGCUUACUUCUCUCCAUUGAUCUUCUCUUUCAUUGUCUUUUUCCUAGUCGGUACUUUCUCCGAUUGGUUGAAGGUCCGUAUUGCCAGAUAUCGUGGUGGUCUCAGUUUGCCAGAAGACAGAUUGUACACCGUUAUAAUCUACUGUUUCAUUGGUGUCGCUGCGUGUAUUCUAUGGGGCGUCGGUGCUUACUAUGAAAUCCACUGGUUUGGUUUGGUGUUUGGUCUUGGAAUGUUAGGUGGUUGUUCAAUGUUUGGUAUCACCAUUUCCACGACAUAUGCUAUUGACUGUUACAAGGAAUUGGAUACUGAAGCGAUGGUCGUGGUUAUCAUCAUCAGAAAUGUCAUGUCCUUUGCUGUUUCCUUUGGUAUCACCAAAUGGAUUGAAAACCUUGGUUUGAAAAACGCAUUUAUCAGUGCCGCUUUCAUUCUCUUAGCAUGUAACUUGACAUUUGUUGGAAUGGUAAUUUGGGGUCCGGGCCUCAGAAACAGAACUAAACAUUACUACUGGUCUUUAGUUAAGAAGUAUAGAGACUUGGGUAUGCACUAA